CCGCUCAAUAACCGCAAAUCAGAGAGGAAGACAAGCGAGAGAGAGAGAGAGAGAGAGAUGGAGAACUCCUUCCCGGUUAUCAGCAUGGAGAAACUGAAGGGAGAGGAGAGGGGAGAGACGAUGGAGCUACUGCGAGAUGCUUGCGAGAACUGUGGUUUCUUUGAGCUGCUGAACCACGGAAUCUCCCAUGAGCUCAUGGACGAGGUGGAGCGGCUAACCAAAGGCCAUUACAGGCAAUGCAAGGAGCAAAGGUUCAAGGAAUUCGCGAGCAAAGCCCUCGAGGAAGGGAAACAAUCUGACGCCGCCAACAACAUCGACUGGGAGAGCACCUUUUUCCUUCGCCAUCUCCCCGAGUCCAACAUGUCCGAGAUCCCCGACAUGGACGACCAAUACCGGAAGGCGAUGAAGGAAUUCGCAGCAGAGAUAGAGAAACUGGCGGAGAGGUUAUUAGAUUUGCUCUGUGAGAAUCUGGGGCUCGAGAAGGGGUACCUGAAGAAGGCCUUCUGCGGGUCCAAGGGACCGACCUUCGGCACCAAAAUCAGCAGCUACCCACCCUGCCCGCGCCCGGAGCUGAUCAAGGGCCUGAGGGCGCACACCGACGCCGGCGGCAUCAUCCUUCUCUUCCAGGAUGAUCGCGUCAGUGGCCUCCAGUUGCUCAAGGACGGGCAGUGGCUCGACGUGCCGCCUCUGCGCCACUCCAUCGUCGUCAACCUCGGAGAUCAGCUCGAGGUCAUUACCAACGGCAAGUACAAGAGCGUGAUGCACCGGGUGUUGGCUCGGACGGAUGGGAAUAGGAUGUCGAUCGCCUCCUUCUACAACCCCGGAAGCGACGCUGUCAUCUUUCCAGCACCUUCCUUGCUGGGGAAAGAGGCAGAGAAGAAGAAGAGUGAGGUUUACCCCAAGUUUGUGUUUGAGGAUUACAUGAAGCUGUAUGUGAGACACAAGUUUCAGGCCAAGGAGCCCAGGUUUGAAGCCAUGAAAGCCUUUCCUAUCCGCACCUCCCAAGAACUUGAACCGGUAUAACUACAUGUCUCUUCACAAGAGACUUCUCAUCUGGUGUCCGUACGUAGAGAGGCUGUAGUUUUAUGUUUUGCAGGACGGGUGCUAUUUGCUCUAAGUAGCGUAGGACUCGUGAGUGUUUCAGGUCCUGGCUUGAAGGUUCCCAAGAAUAUAUGAUGUUCGUCCAUGCUUUCUUGGUUUAAGAAA
Molecule: messenger RNA, 1206 nt
Organism: Phoenix dactylifera (date palm)
Lineage: Eukaryota; Viridiplantae; Streptophyta; Magnoliopsida; Arecales; Arecaceae
Product: 1-aminocyclopropane-1-carboxylate oxidase-like
Source: RefSeq, a predicted model, not a curated record